Cuscuta epithymum is the source of this 2485-nucleotide messenger RNA. NCBI's taxonomy places the organism in Eukaryota, Viridiplantae, Streptophyta, Magnoliopsida, Solanales, Convolvulaceae. The record is from the annotation of a GenBank genome assembly.
GUUUUUACUUGGCGACAUGCAUUCAUGGAGCCUUGACUUUUGAGCCCCUCGCUGUUGCACAUCACCAAAGCUUCUGAACCACUAUUUUAUCCGGAGUAGCUUCUUCGAUUCUUCUUCCAUUUUCUUCCGCCGAAUUCAUCUUUGAAGUUGUUGCUUCUUCAUCUCAUUGUUCCAAGCUGAAUGUGUUGAGAAAAAUUCCAGAACACGGUCUCUCAAAUAUGAAACUCCUGCUAAUUCACUUCCUGUAACUUGCCGAUUUGUCAUCCUAAUUUAACUAAAGUUUGCUUAAAGCUAGCUCAAUUUGGGGAAUGUCCCGCAAAUUCCUGCAUUUUCCAGCUCCCGAGGCAUUAGGAGCAGUUGCCCUUCCGUAAGGCAGGGGCGGAUCACUACUACCAGAACGGAUGUUUAGAAGCAGUAAUGUCACUUCCAGGAUUUUUGAGCGCCAGAUUUCCACUCCUGCUCCAGGAACGAGCAUUCAUCGUGCCAGGCGAUUUUACGAGAACAUAGUUCCAAGUUAUACAGUAUAUGAUGUUGAGUGCCCCGACCACUCUUUCCGCAAGUUCACUGAAGACGGUCUGUAUCUCAUCGGCUUCAGCCGAGAUCUUCAAGAUCUGAUCGUUUAUAGGCCAACAUGGCUGUCGUUUUCAUGCAAUGAAGUAGACAGUGAUGGUGACGAGCUUCCACCUAAAGCCAAAAAGUUUGAGAGCUUCUUCACCCAGCUAUAUAGUGUUACGCUUGCUUCUAGUGGAGAGGUUAUAUGCAAAGAUUUUUUCCUCUACGUAGAGAAUAACCAAUUUGGCCUGUUUGCGACUUCAACUGCAACUGCACAAGUUCAGGAUGCACCUGCUGUCCGUGGAGCAGUCAAUGGGAUCCCUUUCAUUGAAAAAAUUACUUUUUACCUUUUGAGAUUGGACAAUGGAGCUAUACUUGAGGAGAGAGUUUUCUCCAAUGAUUACAUCAAUCUGGCACAUAAUAUUGGUGUUUACCUGUAUGAUAACAUGUUAGCUAUAUUGUCCCUUCGAUACCAAAGGAUACACAUUCUUCAGAUAAGGGAUUCUGGAGACCUUGUAGAUGUUAGAUGUAUUGGAGAAUUUUGCCAUGAAGAUGAUGAACUAUUUAUCAAUUCUUCCCAGGUUAUUGUUAACCACAGUGGUGGAGCUCCUAAUCAUAGCGAGCUUAUUCAAGAAACUUCUUUCCUUGGUGUCCUUAAACAAAGGUUGCUCUCCUUUAUAUUUCGAGGGAUUUGGAAUGAAGAAUCUGAUCAAGCCACGAGAAUGCUGAACCUUAAGAAGAAGUUCUACCUCCAUUUUCAAGAUUAUGUUGAUUUAAUAAUUUGGAAGGUGCAGUUUUUGGACAGAUAUCAUUUAUUAAUAAAGUUUGGCAGUGUCGAUGGUGGGAUGUCAAGAAAUGUCGAUAACCAUCCUUCAUUUUUUGCUGUUUAUAACAUGGAGACUACUGAAAUAGUUGCAUUUUAUCAGAAUUCAGCUGACGAGCUGUAUUUAUUGUUUGAGCUCUUCUGUGACCACUUUCACGCAUCAUCUAGAAGUUCAUUGCAUAUGAACUUCAUAUCUACUCAUUCAAAUAAUGUACAUGCUCUUGAGCAACUGAGGGGAAUAAAAAAUAAAGCCAGUAGCUUUUCUCAGUUUGUCAAGAAAGUGCUGGCAACUAUACCUUUCAGUUGUCAAUCUCAGAGUCCAUCACCCUACUUUGAUCAAUCUCUCUUUAGAUAUGAUGAAAAGCUUAUCUCUGCAGCUGAUCGACAUAGACAAUCCAUUGACCAUCCCAUCAAAUUCAUUUCAAGGAGGCAGGCUAAUAUUCUCAAAUUCAAAAUUAAAGCAGGGCCUGAAUCUGGCAAUGGUGAUGUGAGGACAAAGAAGAUAUCUUCAUUUCUCUUCCAUCCAAUAUUCCCCCUUGCAGUUUCAAUUCAACAUGCCAUGUUUUUUCAGCCAGCAGUUGUAAAUAUCCAUAUACGACAGCCAUGAUUGACAAUUUUGAUAUUUCUUGAAACAUUAUUCUUCCAAGGGCCUUGACCUGGGUUAGGCAUGGUUGGUUUUGAAGGAAUGUCACCUGGGUAACAAGGGAGCGUCAAGGAAACUGACAACUAGCUUCCACUAGUUUGCGUUCAAGAUAUUAUUACGUGCAAAAUGUGGCUUGCAAGUGUGUAUUUUUAUAAUAACCUGCAAAUAUACCUUCUACACUUUAUUUUAAACAGGAAUAGUUCUUUAUUUUUGUAAAAUCUCAACUGUAUAUGACACCUCCAAAUUGAACUGGAGACCCCGAAUAACCAGGUUUUUAAAGUGAUGUACUUUGGGGUUCAUUUUUGGAACGGACUGACAAGGUGGCGAAGGCCAUUUAGGGAGUGUUUGUGUUUACUUGUGCUUUUUAAAAGUGAUUUAUUUAAGUGAUUACAGGAAAAGUGAUUUGUAGUAAAAGUGGGUAGUGUUUGUAAAGAGAAGUGAUUUUAAUUAAAAGAUAUAAGUUGGAG